This is a messenger RNA of Pyrus x bretschneideri (Chinese white pear), 426 nucleotides long. Its product is annotated as putative disease resistance protein RGA4. NCBI's taxonomy places the organism in Eukaryota, Viridiplantae, Streptophyta, Magnoliopsida, Rosales, Rosaceae. Gene Ontology annotation, biological process: defense response to other organism. The transcript has a single exon. The coding region runs from base 1 to 426 and encodes 141 amino acids. The record is from RefSeq and is a predicted model, not a curated record.
AUGUUGUCUUCUAAGAAUGGGGCAAAUGAAUGGUCAGCAAUUCUAGACAGUAAAAUAUGGGACUCUCCAGAAGCAGAAGAGAUGAUCAUCUCAGGAUUGAAGUUGAGUCUGGAUAAUUUGAAAUUCCCAAUUUUGAAACAAUGCUUCACAUAUUGCUCAAUGUUCAAGAAAGGCUUUGAAAUUGAAAGGGAUGACCUAAUCCAACUAUGGAUGGCUCAAGGAUUGCUUCACUCUUCUUCCGAGAGUAGUGAUCUAGAGAUGGAGGAUAUAGGCAUGGAGUAUUUUCAUAUUUUGUUGCAAAACUCCUUACUUCAAGAUCUUACGAAGGAUGACUUUGGUGUUGUUGCCAAAUGCAAGAUGCACGUUCUUGUGCAUGAUUUUGCAGAACUUGUAUCAAAAUCUGAAAGCUGCGACUUCAAAUUCUAA